AUGAAAGCACAACCAAAGUUACCAAUUCGCGGCAACACUGGAUUAUACAAUUUAGGAAAUACGUGUUACGUUAACUGUGUCUUGCAACUUCUGAGUCAUGUACCGCAAAUUUGUGAUGCCAUUUGUUCAAUGAGUUUUGAAAGUCUUGGGCUUGAACAACCGUCAGACGUUCCAACGACUGCAUCACUAUCACACGAACAUCCACCAAAACUGAAGGGUGGAAGUCGUAGUUUAUUGAAAACACUCGAAACACAGGCCAUGCGUGUGCCGUGUUAUCUUGCUUAUGAAUUGCAUGGCAUAUUCAACAUUUUGUGGUCUGGAAAGUGUCAGACAUUUAGUCCGUUGAGUAUAGUUACAGCUAUCAGAAAUCUUCUACCAUGUUUUGAACCAUGUGCAAUGGAAGAUGCGCAAGAAUUUUUAGAAGCGCUGUUAUCAGCUAUCACGGAGGAAAUUAAAAUCAAUAAACUAGCUGAUACAAACAUAAUUAGUCAUUUAUUAGGUUUUUCAUCAGAAAGUCAGAUUUUGUGUGAACAAUGCCAUCGUAUAUCAAUAACAAAUACGGAUGAAACGUUUAUAACGUUAACAUUUUCAGAAAAAAUGCUCUGUGAUUCACGUGGCUCUAGUCGUCGUCGAUCGUGUCAUUUAACAGAAAUGUUAUCUCAGUUUCAUCAAUGGGAAGCAUUAUCUACACCAUUUCAAUGUUCGCAGUGUGCCAUUCGUAAUUCGUCAAAAGAGGGCACACGAGCACAAAAACGUUUAUUAAUAUCUAAAUUACCACAAGUACUUCACUUAGUGUUGAGACGAUUUAGAUCGUUACCCAAGACAAAUCUUCGACGUCAGACAUCUCGCCAAGCGUCAUUGUCACAUAAAAUAACACUACAUGUGAAUUUUGAUGAAUAUCUUGAUAUGGCACCAUAUUGUUGUCCAACAUCCCAUAGUCAGAAUAUGAACAAUAGUAAUACUCGUCAAAAUGGAAAAAGAACAUUUUUCACGAAUCCACAAUCACAGCAAACGAUUCCGCCACAAGAAAACAUAAAUUCAAAUAACUGUCAGUAUCGUCUACGGGGUGUGAUUGUACAUUAUGGAAAAAGUAUUAAUACCGGACAUUUUGUUUCAUUUUGUUAUAAUGAUGCCAUAGGCGAAUGGAUUCGUUGUGAUGAUCAUGUUGUUGAAACAACGACAUUUGAAUCAGUUAAAACAGCUGACGCUUAUAUUCUAGUCUAUAGUCGAUGUGCAACAGCAAUAUCAUCAACAAUGAAUUCAGUGGUCGAUUCACAUUUAUUUCAGAAAUGUAACAUAAAUACACUUAUAUCACAACCACAACAAAAUCCGGUGCGCUCUUCACGCAAACGUCGUCGAGCAUUGUCAGUGGAUAAUGUUAAUGAUGUAAAUACAGUAAUCGAAAAAAGAACAACAACAGUUAUAGAUAAACAGCAACAAUCAAUCAAACAAUGUACCGAACUAACUCUCAAAAAACAGCCGAACCAGAUGGUUGUUCAACCCCAACUAACAGAAGCCUUUGUUGUAAAUAGCUUAAAAUCAUUAUGUGUCAACAUGGAUCCAGGUCUGAGACGUCGCACCCAAUCACUCAAUUUUCCUAGCCGUCGUCAUUCAUAUAAUGUAGAUAGUUCAAGAGAAUCAAAUGAUACGGUCAUUGGACCUCCACCAUCCAAACGUCGACAAAAAAUAUCAACAGUAAAGGCACACAGUCCGAUACAUAAUUAUUGUUCAACACGUGUAACUUCUCGGUCUAAAUCUUCGUCAAGUACCACUCAAAAUAAUAAUACUUCUCAGUUAGUAACAACUCCAGUGACAACAAGAAAAAAACCUAACUUAUCUAAAAAUAUUCCAAAUAGUCUGAUGACAGAUACGGUACCAGCAAUUCCAAAAAAGGCAACAAGACGACGUAAAAGACGAGCAUUAUUGUUCUCACGUAAAAGACGACCGCGAAAAACAACUACAUUACCAGAACCACCGACACAAACAGUAAUAACGACCGCUACUAAUGCAAUCAAAAAAAUUGGAAAAGUACAAACUAUUAUACCUUCUAGUAUAGUACAUAAUUCUUCUACAAUCUCGCUAAUUAAACAAACUCAACAACCUUUAGCUCCAAAACGACUUGGACGUGUCCGCAUUCAGCGGUCAAUUGAAAAAAUACGAACAGCUACACCAGUAGGUGUAUCAUCAUCAAUCACACCAACAAUUCUAUCACAACUUGUCACGCCCAACACCGCAUAUUUAUUACCAUCGAGACUGAGCGUUGUUGAACAACCUUCAUCUGGUAAUAUUAUUAAAUCUCCGCCAUUUUAUUGUACAAUUAAUCCAUCGUCUAAUAUUGUCGUUACAUCAACAUCCUCAUCGAUAAUAGCCAAUUUAUUUACUGCACGUCAUCGUUCCAUUAAGCAGGAACCAUUACCAUCGACUGUGAGUCAAAUUUCUACAACAGCUGUUUCAUCUUUAACGCAUAGUUAA
Didymodactylos carnosus is the source of this 2472-nucleotide messenger RNA. The record is from the annotation of a GenBank genome assembly. NCBI's taxonomy places the organism in Eukaryota, Metazoa, Rotifera, Eurotatoria, Philodinida, Philodinidae.